Salvelinus namaycush (lake trout) is the source of this 2325-nucleotide messenger RNA. It is a transcript of the gene hsd17b12b, whose product is annotated as hydroxysteroid (17-beta) dehydrogenase 12b. The transcript has 10 exons. Gene Ontology annotation, cellular component: endoplasmic reticulum. The coding region runs from base 153 to 1163 and encodes 336 amino acids. Gene Ontology annotation, molecular function: oxidoreductase activity. Lineage: Eukaryota; Metazoa; Chordata; Actinopteri; Salmoniformes; Salmonidae. The record is from RefSeq and is a predicted model, not a curated record.
AAGUAAAGCCAAAUAUAAAAGCACGAGCUCAAAGUUACUGGCUGCACCAUGUAAAAGAGGCUUUUGCGAUAAAUGCACGUAUUGUAGACAGCCAUUUGUAAAUCCAUACAUUUGAUCUCACAAAUUAGUUGUGAAAGCCGUGUGCAAAUAUCAUGUCGUCAACUGGAGAGACUUUACUACGGGCGGUGGAGACUCCGCUCUUCUGGAUUGGCGCGUUGACUGCGGCCUAUUUCUCAGUGUGCUCCGUAUGUCGUUUGCUGUCAGGGCUCAGAGUUUGGGUGCUGGGGAAUGGACGGGUGGUAUCACCUGCUAAACUCGGAAAAUGGGCAGUUGUGACAGGAGCCACGGAUGGCAUCGGGAAAGCCUAUGCGGAGGAGCUGGCUCGGAGGGGGUUUUCCAUUGUGCUAAUCAGCCGCACCCAGGAGAAACUGGAUGAGGUGGCCAAGUCCAUCGCACCUUUUUUAUGUUCCAGUAACAGCGUCUUACAUGCGUCUUCCCUCCUAGAGAGCAAAUAUGGGGUUGAGACCAAAUCCAUCGCUGCAGACUUCAGUGCGACGGACAUAUAUCCCAAGAUUGAAGCUGGACUUACCGGACUGGAGGUUGGUGUUCUGGUAAAUAAUGUGGGAAUGUCCUACUCCUAUCCGGAAUUCUUCCUCAACGUUCCCAACCUGGAUAGUUUCAUCAACACAAUGGUGAACAUCAACAUCACGUCUGUUUGCCAGAUGACCCGUAUGGUGCUACCUGGGAUGGUAGAGAGGAGAAAGGGGGCCAUCCUCAACAUCUCUUCUGCCAGUGGGAUGUACCCUUGUCCCCUCCUCACGGUCUACUCUGCCUCGAAGGCUUUUGUGGACUUCUUCUCCCGAGGGCUGGAGGCUGAGUACAGGAGCAAAGGGAUCCUCAUCCAGAGUGUCCUGCCGUUCUUCGUGGCCACCAAGCUGAGUAAGAUCCGGCGGGCCACACUGGACAAGCCCAACCCUGACCGCUAUGUGGCCGCAGAGCUCAACACGGUGGGGCUGCAGAGCCAGACCAACGGCUACCUGCCUCACGCAGUCAUGGGCUGGCUGACCACCGUGCUGUGCCCUGCCAGGCUCCUGAACAGCUACAUCAUGGGUUUACACCUGGGGAUGCGCUCACGCUAUCUGAAGAAACAGAAGCAGGGAUAGAGAUACUAUCAGGGCAAAGGAGGUGUGGAGAGAAAGGAGACCAACAGGAAUCCACCUGCUCCGUUCUUGCAUACCCCUCACGGACCAAGGACAGGGCUGGAAAACUGCUAGUGUGUGUUCAAGUUAGUCUACGGUGUUCUCUGGCUUGGGUAAUCAUUUCUAUGGAGGGACUUCCUGGAGUUGAAACAUUGACCAGGCACUUAAACAUAAUGCACUAAGUUAAAUUAAACAGUUAAAAAUGUUAUUGUUGACAGGUAUUAGGAGCUGCACUUGUGAACUACCACUUCAAUAAACAAUACUAGUUGCAACUUAUUCCUUCAAAAUGUUUUAUUGUUGGAGUUGUGUUGAACUCAGAAAAACCAAAUAUGGAAAGAAAUGGAUUUGAGUCAUUCUGAAACUCUCAAAGGGCAGGAAAAUAAAUGUUCUCCCUGGAUUGCUUUACAAUGAAAAGGUUGUGUGCAAAUCAUGUAUUAAUGAACCUACAAAAGGGAGGAUAAGGAGACCGAGUUAACGGGUACUGUUCCUUUUUGAAUACUGGAGGAUUGAUGUCCAGUUUAGAAGGUUGUGUGUCUGCUAGCAUGUCAGUAUGGUAGGUAACACACCAGAAACUAGGGAAUGGGUUGAGUUAGCCCGCUCUCGUUUGAACUGACUGACUGGUCUUCAAUACAGAAGGGACACAACUUACAAGCCAUUCUCUGGUCAUCAAGGCAGUGUCUCAACAACAAAAAGUAGAUACAAGCUGUUUAACAGUUCAGGCCAUUUACUGUUGAACCAAAUGUCUUGUCCAACUGUUUUGUUCUCGUUACUUUCUAUCAAGCAGUCAGUGGUCCGUUAACAGAUUUCUUAACAUGCUUCACACGCUGUGUGUUUUUUGAACUCUAAGCAUUUGGUUGUACAGCGUAAUGCCACUGUCAUCUUACUUCAUGAGCUCACCAAGGUGACUCAUUUAAUAUUGUCUUCUGUUUGGUUGUUAAUGAAAGCUUCGCAUUUGAUUGUUUUAGAUGCAUUUAAGUUACAAGGUCUUUAACAUUGUACGGUUUGGUCGAGAGCUUGUGUAUAUUCCCAGUUUGUAAUGCUCGCCUCAAUAAAACACUGUUCAACCAUCUAUCUGGUAUAUUCCCAGUCUGUCAUGCUCGUCUCAAUAAAACACUGUUCAACCAUC